Molecule: messenger RNA, 1492 nt
Organism: Mucor mucedo
Lineage: Eukaryota; Fungi; Mucoromycota; Mucoromycetes; Mucorales; Mucoraceae
Product: tubulin gamma chain
Exons: 6
Coding region: 50-1420 (456 amino acids)
Biological process (GO): cytoplasmic microtubule organization; mitotic cell cycle; microtubule nucleation
Cellular component (GO): cytoplasm; gamma-tubulin complex; centrosome
Molecular function (GO): GTP binding; structural constituent of cytoskeleton
Source: RefSeq, a predicted model, not a curated record
GCAAACCGCGUUUUAUUUCUUUUUUCUUGCUUUUACGUUCCUUUAUAGCAUGCCACGCGAAAUAAUAACAUUACAGGCCGGUCAAUGUGGCAAUCAGAUUGGUAGUGAAUUCUGGAAACAAAUUUGUGCAGAACAUGGCAUCAGUAAAGACGGAACUCUGGAAGAAUUUGCAACAGAAGGUGGAGAUAGAAAAGACGUCUUUUUUUAUCAAGCCGAUGACGAGCAUUACAUUCCGCGUGCUUUAUUGUUGGAUCUUGAACCUAGAGUCAUAAACAACAUUAAGGCUUCACCUUUUGCCAACCUUUACAAUCCAGAAAAUAUCUUCACGUCAUCGGAUGGAGGGGGUGCAGGAAAUACUUGGCCCAAUGGUUAUUCUCAAGGAGAAAGAAUGUGUGAGGACAUCAUGGAUAUGGUCGAUAGAGAGGCAGAUAAUAGUGAUUCAUUAGAAGGGUUCAUGCUUCUUCAUUCUAUUGCAGGUGGUACUGGUUCUGGUUUGGGCUCAUUUUUGUUAGAAAGAUUAAAUGAUCGCUAUCCUAAGAAAUUGAUUCAAACAUACUCGGUAUUUCCAAACAGCGAGGAAGUAUCUGAUACUGUAGUUCAACCAUAUAACAGUAUGCUGGCGUUAAAGAGAUUAACUAACAAUGCAGAUAGUGUAGUAGUUCUUGAUAACGCAGCAUUAUCGCGUAUUGCGACAGACAGAUUACACAUUCAGCAACCUACAUUUGAACAAACAAAUCAACUUGUAUCGACAGUCAUGUCAGCUAGUACAACCACGCUUAGAUAUCCUGGAUAUAUGAAUAAUGAUCUUGUCGGUAUUGUGGCCUCUUUGAUACCAACUCCUAGAUGUCAUUUCCUUACAACAGCAUAUACACCAUUCUCCAGCGAACAGGUAGAGAAGGCUAAGUCAAUUCGUAAAACUACAGUACUGGAUGUUAUGAGAAGAUUAUUACAGCCAAAGAAUCGAAUGGUAUCAACUGUUCCGUCUAAGCGUAGUUGUUAUAUAUCGGUAUUAGAUAUUAUUCAAGGUGAAGCAGAUCCAACGGAUGUUCAUAAAUCCUUACUGAGAAUUCGCGAGAGAAGAUUAGCUUCAUUUAUACCUUGGGGACCAGCAAGUAUUCAAGUAGCUUUGUCAAAGAAAUCUCCCUACGUUCAGACACCUCAUCGUGUCAGUGGACUCAUGUUAGCUAAUCACACAAGCAUUGCUUCACUAUUCAAACGUACAUGUGAUCAGUAUGAUAAGUUAAGGAAAAGAAAUGCUUUCUUGGAACAAUAUAGAAAAUUUUCCAUGUUCUCUGAUGAUUUGGAUGAGUUUGAUGAUUCUCGCAACGUAGUGCAAGACCUUAUUGAUGAAUAUGAAGCCUGUGAAACCCCCGAUUAUGUCAACUAUGGCAGAAAGGAUAGUCCAAUGGACACAAUGUAAUAAAUAAUAAGAUAUAAAAAAUAAUAAAUCCGCAACCCAGUCACUUUUUACACAGCUGUGUUAGCCGCGAAA